AUGAAAACUCACACCGGAGAGAGUCCUUACACCUGCACACUGUGUGGGAAGAGCGUGUCAAAUAAAUCAGCCCUUAAUGCCCACAUGAGAAUUCACACAGGAGAGAAGCCCUUCACCUGCACACUGUGUGGGAAGAGCUUCUCACUAAAUGGGAAUCUCAAGGGUCAUAUGAAAACUCACACAGGAGAGAAGCCUUUCAUGUGUGACCAGUGUGGAAAAUGUUUUGCACAUGAAACAACCCUUACUAAGCACAUGAGGCUUCACUCAAGAGAGAUCUCUUUUGAAGAAAAGAAACUGCAGAGCUCUGCCAGUGGAAAGAGGCUUCGGAAAAGACGGAGUUAG
Messenger RNA from Onychostoma macrolepis, 342 nucleotides. Its product is annotated as gastrula zinc finger protein XlCGF26.1-like. Gene Ontology annotation, biological process: regulation of transcription by RNA polymerase II. The coding region runs from base 1 to 342 and encodes 113 amino acids. The transcript has a single exon. Gene Ontology annotation, molecular function: RNA polymerase II cis-regulatory region sequence-specific DNA binding; DNA-binding transcription factor activity, RNA polymerase II-specific. Lineage: Eukaryota; Metazoa; Chordata; Actinopteri; Cypriniformes; Cyprinidae. The record is from RefSeq and is a predicted model, not a curated record.